Molecule: messenger RNA, 1383 nt
Organism: Erigeron canadensis
Lineage: Eukaryota; Viridiplantae; Streptophyta; Magnoliopsida; Asterales; Asteraceae
Product: surfeit locus protein 1-like
Exons: 7
Coding region: 166-1200 (344 amino acids)
Cellular component (GO): membrane
Source: RefSeq, a predicted model, not a curated record
AGAGUGGGCAUAAACCCUAUUAUCAGCCUUCCCAGAUUUUCCUUUAAAUCCUAAUAAUAUCCCUCCCUUCGUCACUCUCUUUCUUUGUUAUACAUAAAUACAUACAGGUUUUGGAAAAUGGAAGAUAAAACUUUACAAUAGCUUUCAGUUUUGUGAUCCAAAUACAUGGCCUCAAUUUCUAGAAGCUUUCUAACAAGAAGAAAAACAACAUUUUCACAAUUUAAGUGGCUCCAACAACAACGACAACCGUUGUCUUCUUCGUUUUUGUAUUCGUAUUCGUCCUCGGCCUCUGUUGCUGUCCCUGAACUUGAACCUCAACUGCGACCUCCAACUUUUCGACCUCAAGAGAAAAGAUGGACAAGGUUCCUGCUUUUUGUUCCGGGAGCAAUCACUUUUGGACUGGGUACUUGGCAGAUCUUCAGAAGACAAGAAAAGGUGAAAAUGCUGGAGUAUAAAAAGAGUAGAUUGGAAAUGGAGCCUAUUAACUGCAAGUACAUUACUCCUUCAGGUGAUGAUUUGGACACUCUGGAGUUCAGGAGGGUAGGAUGCAAAGGAGUUUUUGAUGAGACAAAAUCCAUUUACGUUGGUCCACGUUCUAGAAGUAUAUCAGGAGUGACCGAGAAUGGAUAUUACCUCAUUACACCCCUUAUGCCGCUCCCAGACAGUCCUGAAAGCUUGCAGAUGCCACUCCUGGUCAACAGAGGAUGGGUCCCACGAAGUUGGAGAGACAAGUCUCUGAAAGGUCAACAAGAUGAUGAACAUCCUCAAAGUAAAGAUUCCGUGCCUACACAGGAUAGUGGUACUUGGUGGAGAUUUUGGUCUAAGAGUCCUAAUGUCAUUGAGAAGGACCAUGCUCCACAAAUAAUGCUUGAUGAAGUUGUUGGAGUUAUUCGUGGAAGUGAGAAACCUAGCAUUUUUGUACCAGCAAACGACCCGGAUUCUUUUCAGUGGUUCUAUGUUGAUGUUGGUGGAAUUGCUUGUAGUUGUGGGCUUCCUGAGAACACCAUAUACAUUGAAGCAGUCAAUGAAAAUGUUAACCCUAGUAAUCCAUACCCAAUCCCGAAAGAUAAUAAUGCAUUGGUUCGCAGUUCAGUAAUGCCACAGGAUCAUCUCAACUAUACAUUCACUUGGUAUUCAUUAUCUGCAGCAGUUACAUUUAUGGCUUUCAAGAGAUUACAGCCUAAGAAGAAAUUGAGAUAACGUAUCGUCUGUUACAGAUUGUAGGUGCUGACCAUAUUUUUGUUGCUGGUCCAUUCUUUUUGUUGUAAUGGAGUUAAGUUCAGUUAUGUACUGUCUUUUUGUCUGUUAUCCCAACUAUAUAUAUAAUGGCACUAGAAACAGUUGUGCUGUACGAGUAUUAUAAGAAACACAUGGUUUCCUCCA